Messenger RNA from Branchiostoma belcheri (Belcher's lancelet), 1980 nucleotides. Its product is annotated as zinc finger protein 525-like. The record is from RefSeq and is a predicted model, not a curated record. Gene Ontology annotation, cellular component: nucleus. The transcript has 2 exons. Lineage: Eukaryota; Metazoa; Chordata; Leptocardii; Amphioxiformes; Branchiostomatidae. Gene Ontology annotation, molecular function: DNA-binding transcription factor activity, RNA polymerase II-specific; RNA polymerase II transcription regulatory region sequence-specific DNA binding. The coding region runs from base 118 to 1026 and encodes 302 amino acids. Gene Ontology annotation, biological process: regulation of transcription by RNA polymerase II.
GACCCACAUGGAGUUCACCUCUGACCUCAACAUACGACGGAAGGAACAAAGGACAGCAAAGCUGCCCGAGUUCCGGUUUACGUGAAGAGAAAAACCAUCAUAGGAAGCAGGUUGGACAUGGCCACAGCAGGACAUGGGUCUCCCACCAGAGUUGGUCAGAACUGCUGUGAUGCGUCUCCCACCGGGGUUUCACCAGUCAACUGCGACAGCAAAAGUAGCAAUGCUGACAAGAUUGUAGUACAAAAUGUGAAAUUGAAUAAUGUUGGUGAGAAACCCUACAUGUGUGGAGAGUGUGGAUACAGGGCGACUUGGUGGUCAGAGUUAUCCCGACACAUGAGAACCCACACAGGAGAAAAACCCUACAAGUGUGACCAGUGUGACUAUGCUACAACACACAAGGCAACUUUGGACCGGCAUAUAGCAAUACACAGCGGCGAAAAGCCCUACAUGUGUGGGGAGUGUGGGUACAGGGCAACUCAGAAGUCUACCUUAUCCCGACACAUGAGAACCCAUACAGGUGAAAAACCCUACAAAUGUGACCAGUGUGACUAUUCUGCAACAUUAAAAUGCACUUUGGACACACAUCGACUAAAACACACCGGUGAGAAACCCUACAUGUGUGGGGAGUGUGGAUACAGGUCAGCUAAAAAGUCUGACGUUUCCCAACAUAUGAGAGGCCAUACAGGAGAAAAACCCUACAAGUGUGACCAGUGCGACUUUUCUACUGCCCGGAAAUGUACUUUGAACAAACAUCUAGGAACACACGACGGUGUGGACCACUAUAUUUGUGGGGAGUGUGGGUACCGGACAACAAACAGAUCUGCCUUAUCCCAACACAUGCGAAUCCAUAAAACUUAUAAAAGAGAAAAACCUUGCAUGUGCCAUCUUUGUAACAACUCUGCAGCUAGACAAUUCGAACUGUCUGCACAUUUUAUAAAUCAAUCAAAUUUGAUGAACCAUGAGAAUGAAGCUGAAUCUACAAGUGUGAGAAGUGCACCACCAACAACUUUGUCCUCUUGUAGCUAGAAAGUCAAAAUGGAAGAAGAAAAUCUCCAGGAGUGACCUUUCUUUUAAUUUUUAUUUCAACAUGCAAAAAUACAAUACAUAGUGGUGACGCACUCAUCUAGCAAAAUGCCUAUAUUCACGUCACCGCUAGACAUAAUAUAAGAAUUAUAUCACAAAACAUGGGUAUCGUGUGACCAUAUUUUCUGUAGUGUUAAUCUGUACCUGAAAACUACUCUGUGGUAAAGAAAUUUGCACUGGAAUUGGACAUAACUUUAAACAAUGUCUAGAGUUAGAUGUUCAAGGGUUAGGUGUAACAAGUCUAUCGGUGUGAUAUAGCCAGCUGCCGCCACGCCGCGUGCCUGCAAAGCUGAUGUGUUUCACUGAAAGGCAGUUACAUGUAUACCGGCUAUACAGAUACAGAUAUUCAGGCAGAUUGGCAAAGAAUAUCAUUUUAACUGCAAACUAUGUGCCUGAGAAAAGCCUAUGUGAAAUUCCACCUAAUAUUAUGUAGGUUUUGCAUCUGGGAUAGGUUCAGUACAUAUAGCUUCUACCAGGCUUCGGGAGACAGAAAAAUGCUCUCUCCCAGCAGACAAACUCCCCGGGCAUGUUAUCUGUCUAUUUGGCUGAUUUCUACUCUUUCCAGCCGCCUCCCGAAGCCUGGUAGAGGCUACAGUACUUAAGUAUAGAUGCACUGUGAGUUAAAAUCGACUGUUCACUUAUUUUUGACACUGAUCUGGGUAUCUAAAAUUUCUUAACAUUGGUAUUUCCUUGUUAAAGUCUUGUUUAAGUCAAAUAUUUUCGAAUGAAUAUUGUAACAUUUUAAUAGCAUUACAUUUUAAACAUAAGCAUUUUUUGUAUAGUAUACAUAACUUAGUAGUCUGUACUGUCUUUGUAUUUAUAUUGUUUUAUCUUACAGCAAUAUAUAUUAUACUUAAAAGGUAAACUGGAUUGUGGAUAUGAGUGUAACAUUUAGAG